AUAUCGAGACCAAACUCAGGAAGUGCAUGCGAGGCAUGGCGAGGCACAGCUUUUGCAGGCUUCAGUGAUGUCACGCCUGCUGGGAACGCCCACUUUCUCCUGCCAGGAGAUCACACAAUCCUGUUUGGGAACAAAUUACAAUGAUGUUAGGCUUGGAACAACAGAAGAGCACUACAUUCAGCUUAAAGAAAUGUACAAUGGCUGUGAAAUAGUACUGGGAAAUCUGGAAAUCACCCAUUUACAACCUCAUCAUGAUACGUCAUUUCUAAAGGAAAUACAAGAAGUGGACGGAUAUGUUCUCAUUGCUGGUAACUUGGUGAAAACCAUUCCACUAGUCAAUCUUAGAAUUAUCAGAGGCAAGAGUUUGUAUAAGAACUCUGCGCUCUACAUUUCAUCCAAUUUCAAUGAAAAUAAAGUUGCAAAUGGUCUGGAGGAGCUCCCAAUGAGACAGCUGAAAGAAAUCCUUCACGGUGGAGUUACCAUUGCCAAGAAUAAUAGAUUGUGCCAUAUGGACACAAUCAAGUGGAAAGACAUUGUUCAUAUAGCCAACGACAUUGUCAUCAAACAAAGUCCCCUCCCAGAUUGUCCUACAUGUGAUGUAAACUGCAAUGGCUCAUGUUGGGGUCCUGGUCCAGAAAACUGUCAAAUACUCACAAAACUCAAUUGUGCCCAGGAGUGUUCAGGACGGUGCCGGGGGCCUGAUCCCAGUGACUGCUGUCAUAGUCAGUGUGCAGCUGGCUGUACAGGUCCUAAAGAAUCAGACUGCCUGGCCUGCCUCAGGUUUCGUGAUGGGAACACAUGCUUGGAAAGCUGCUCUUUGACAGAUACAUACAACUUAAAGCAAAAUCUUCUGGAAGGAACCCCCAAAAAGUAUAGUUAUGGGUCGUCAUGUGUGAAAAAAUGUCCACAUAAUUACAUUGUAUCAGAUUCUGGAUCGUGUAUACAGUCAUGUGGUAUUGGCACAUAUGCAGUUAGGAAUAUUGUUUCCCACUAUUUCAUGCAACAAGAUAAAGAUAAAAAAAGGGAUUGGACUGAAUCUGUACAAACAUCUCUAAAUAAUGUUCUAAAGCAUAAUACAUACAUCAUAACACCUGGAAAAGAGAUUUAUAAUAUCACAUCCAAACUGGACAAACCAAAAGUGGAUGCUAUAAGUAAUAAAAAAGUUUGCUCAGGGACUGCCAAUCGUAUGUCUCAACUUGGUCCAGUGGAAUACCAUUACAAUUAUUUAAAGAAAAUGUACCAAGGAUGUGCCAUUGUACUUGGAAAUUUAGAAAUUACCCAUUUACGAGACGAUUACGACCUCUCUUUUCUUAAGGAUAUUCAAGAAGUAGGAGGAUAUGUUAUCAUUGCUCUAAAUACAGCAAAGUCGAUUCCACUUGGAAACCUUCGGAUCAUUAGAGGAGAAACCUUGUACCAGAACGCUGCACUGACAAUUUUUUCAAAUUAUGGAGUAAACGUGACCCAUGCUCUGGAGGAGCUUCCAAUGCGACAAUUACAAGAAAUCAUUCAUGGUGGAGUUCUAAUCAGAAACAAUCCUAAACUUUGCAACUUACAUACAAUUCAAUGGGAAGAUAUUGUUCACUCAAACUAUAAUAUUUCUGUGCAAAAAAGUUCUCCUGCAAACUGUUCUGAAUGUGACAAGGCUUGCAGUGGCUCAUGUUGGAGCCUUGGUCCAGACAACUGUCAGAUAUUAACAAAGCUUGUUUGUGACCAGACUUGUCCGGGAAGGUGCAGGGGACCGAAGCCAAGUGAUUGCUGUGACCAUAAGUGUGCAGCAGGUUGCAAAGGUCCCAAAGAAACAGACUGCCUGGCUUGCAAAUUAGUUCGAGAUGAUCACGACAAAUGCCUGGAAUUCUGCUCUCCUCUUCAUACACUUAAUGAUGUUUAUCCAAUGGAAAGUAAUAGAAGGGACUCAUGUGUGAUAAAAUGCCCAGUGGACUAUAUGGUGACAGAUUGUGGGACUUGUGUUGACAAAUGUGGUCCAGGUUUAUAUAUGGUAAAAGAAUAUGGUGUACUACGCUGUAAAAAAUGUGAUGGGCCAUGUCCAGAAGGAAAAACAUGUAUUGGAAUUGGAUAUGGAAAUUUAAAAAAUACUAUUGCAGUUAAUGCUUCAAAUAUUGAUGAUUUUGAAAAUUGUACUACAGUACUAGGAAGUAUAAUCCUCCAAGAAUUUUCAAUAAACGGUGACGUGUUCACCAACACAACUGCAAUGGAUCCAGCAAAACUGAACAUCUUCAGAAGCAUCCGAGAAAUAACAGGUUAUUUAUUAAUUCAGUGGUGGCCGGAAGAUUACACUGAUCUGAGCAUUUUUGAAAAUCUUGAAGUAAUCCGAGGUGGUCCAAAACAUAGUUGGAGGUACGCACUUGCUGUAACAAAUGUAUCUAUUUCAUCAUUGGGAUUAAAAUCUCUUAAAGAAGUGAGUGAUGGAGAUGUUACCAUACGAAGUAAGGAUCUCUGCUAUGCUGACACCAUUAACUGGACAAGAAUCUUACGAACAAACAAACAAAGGAUUUCAACAGUAAACAAAAACCUGGAAGAAUGUGUUGCUGAAGGAAAAAUUUGUGAUGCUUCAUGUUCUGAAGAUGGUUGCUGGGGACCUGGACCUUCUCAGUGCUUUUCACAUAAUAGAAAAUAAAAUGUGUCAUAAUACGGAAUAUUUCCCGGGUACCUAUUUGCAUGACUUGCAGCAGGGUUUUAGUGUAUAAACUAAGAGCAAA
Hyla sarda is the source of this 2717-nucleotide messenger RNA. RefSeq names its product epidermal growth factor receptor-like. The record is from RefSeq and is a predicted model, not a curated record. Gene Ontology annotation, biological process: positive regulation of kinase activity; positive regulation of epithelial cell proliferation; cell surface receptor protein tyrosine kinase signaling pathway. NCBI's taxonomy places the organism in Eukaryota, Metazoa, Chordata, Amphibia, Anura, Hylidae. The transcript is spliced from 23 exons. Gene Ontology annotation, cellular component: signaling receptor complex; basal plasma membrane. Gene Ontology annotation, molecular function: epidermal growth factor receptor activity; epidermal growth factor binding. Bases 68 to 2635 code for a protein of 855 amino acids.